Molecule: messenger RNA, 2697 nt
Organism: Gossypium raimondii (Peruvian cotton)
Lineage: Eukaryota; Viridiplantae; Streptophyta; Magnoliopsida; Malvales; Malvaceae
Product: pentatricopeptide repeat-containing protein At4g04370
Exons: 1
Coding region: 127-2373 (748 amino acids)
Biological process (GO): RNA modification
Molecular function (GO): protein binding; RNA binding
Source: RefSeq, a predicted model, not a curated record
AAUUUAGAAGCAUAUCGCUACAACUUAAUUGCUCAGUCGACCAGAUUUGUUUGAAAUUAAAACUGCUACAACUAAGAACUAGAAAUGCAAAGCUUCACGUGCCUAUCUAAAGGUGUAAGAUGAGUGAUGAAGAAAAUAAUAUCCACUACAACUACUAGCAGCACCACCAAAUCGUUCAAUUUCAUCAUUAACCGUCUCUCCUCACAAGGGUCCUACGAUGAAGUCCUCUUCACCUACAUUUCCAUGCUCAAAUCCAACACACCGCCUGAUUCCUACACAUUCCCCAGCCUCCUCAAAGCCUGCACCUCUCUAAACCUCUUUUCCCUCGGCCUUUCCAUCCACCAACACAUUGUACAUCAUGGGUUUUCUUCAGAUUCUUACACCGCAUCUUCUUUGAUUAAUUUUUAUGCGAAAUUCGAUCGCGCCACGAAUGCUCGCAAGGUUUUCGAUAAAACGCCCAAUAGAGAUGUUGUUCCCUGGACUGCCAUUAUUGGCUGCUAUUGUCGUGCUGGCGAUCUGGACAAUGCUUUUUCUAUGUAUAAUGAAAUGCGAUGCAAUGGGGUUGAGCCUAGUCCGGUUACUUUCUUAAGCUUACUCUCUGGAGCAUUGAACUUUGCCUACGUACAAGCUUUACAUGGCUGUGCGGUUUUAUAUGGCUUUGAAUCGGAUAUAACUUUGGGGAAUUCGUUAUUAAAUGCAUAUAUCAAAUGUGGGGGUAUUAGGGAAGCAAGAGGUUUGUUUGAAUUUAUGGACCAGAGAGAUCAAAUAUCAUGGAAUUCUUUGAUUUCAGGUUAUGCUCAGUUGGGGAAUGUUGAAGAAAUUUUGCAACUUUUAUAUAGAAUGAAGGUAGAAAGUAUGGACCCUGAUCAGCAAACUUUUGGUUCUUUGCUUACUGCUGUGGCAGCACAGAGUAAGCUUGAUAUAGGAAGGAUGGUGCAUGGACAAAUUUUAAGAGGUGGGUUAGAUUCAGAUGCGCAUGUUCAAACAGCACUUAUAGUUAUGUAUUUAAGCUGUGGGAAUAGUAAUGCUGCAUAUCAGAUUUUUGAAGAGGUAUCUGAAAAAGAUGUGGUUUUAUGGACAGCAAUGAUCUCUGGGCUAGUGCAAAAUACUUGUGCAGACAAGGCCCUGGCAGUUUUCUAUGAUAUGUUAAAGUCAAGAGUAGUUCCAUCCACUGCCACCAUAACUAGUGCUCUUGCUGCUUGUGCACACCUGGGAGCUUUUAAUUUAGGAACUUCCAUCCAUGCUUACCUUUUAAGGCAAGGAUUGACAAUAGAUAUUCCAGCCCAAAACUCUCUUCUUACUAUGUAUGCCAAGUGUGGUCAUUUGGAGCAAAGUUGUGCAGUUUUUGAGAGGAUGGAUAGAAAGGAUCCGGUCUCUUGGAAUGCAAUUAUUGCCGGAUGUGCCCAAAAUGACUAUUUAUCUAAUGCCUUCUUCUUCUUCAAUAAAAUGAGGUCAACCCUUCAAAAACCUGAUUCAAUAACUGUUGUCACCCUGCUUCAAAUGUCUGCAUCUACUGGUGCUCUUCAUCAGGGGAAGUGGUUCCACAACUUUGUAAUUAGAAGUUAUCUUAGGCCAUGCAUCUUGGUGGAUACAGCUCUGGUGGACAUGUAUUGUAAAUGUGGUGAUUUAGACUCAGCUGUUAAGUGUUUUAGGGAGAUGUUGCAAUGGGACUUAAUCUCAUUGAGUGCAAUUAUUGCUGGAUAUGGUAGUCAUGGCAAAGGGGAGACAGCUUUAAGCAUGUAUUUUGAGCUUCUGCACUCUGGAAUGAAACCAAAUAAGGUGAUUUUCCUUUCAAUUCUCUCUGCCUGCAGUCACAAUGGGCUUGUUGACCCGGGUCUGAGCAUAUUUGAGUCAAUGUCUAGAGAUUUUGGUGUUCAACCAGGAGUUGAGCACCAUGCUUGCGUUGUAGAUCUCCUUUGUCGAGCUGGAAGGGUGGAGGAAGCUUAUAACUUCUACAAGGGUAGCUUCCUAGAGCCUGCUGUUGAUGUUUUAAGCAUGAUUCUUGAUACCUGUCGAGCAAACGGUAACCUGGAACUCGGCAGCAUUAUUGCCCAAGAUGUCAUCAUGUUGAAGCCUAAUAGUGCCGGAAACUAUGUCCAGAUAGCACACUGUUAUGCUUCUAUGAGUAGAUGGAAUCGCAUGGGGGAAGCAUGGACCGAAAUGAGGUCCCUAGGCUUGAGAAAACUCCCAGGAUGGAGUAUUAUUGACCUACAUGGCAGAGUUACCACAUUUUUCUCCGGUCAAACCGCUCAUCCAAAACAUGAAGAAAUAGUUGCAACACUGUCAAUUCUGUGGUGGGAAAUGAGUGAAGCGGGUGUGAACUUCAAGAUGAAAGAAGUUCAUGAUAUGUUCUUGGAUGGAUGGUUUUUAUAGGAGGACCAAUAAGAUGUUGACUUUUGAGCAUGAAAAAGGGUACAUUACAAGCACUACAUUCAUGGUUUUGAUUUCAUAAUUGAAGUGGUUGAAGGUUUAGGUUUCUGACUGCAAAUUUUGGGUCUUUGUGUUCAGUGUUACGGUUCAUUGUUUAGGUGGAUAAAGGGGUUAAAAAAAAAUUGACCUUCGCCGAUAUAAGUUAUUUAGAUAGGCCAAAUGAUCAUUGUAAUGACUAUAAAUAAUUAUUGUAAUUAUGUAGUUAUCACACUAAAAUAAUGAUACAGAAUGUAAUAAAAUUGUCGAGCUUUUCCUAGCCAGUAAACA